UGUGUAGGUAGUGAAUAGUUCCUUCUUUUUUUAUCUUAUCUCGUUCUCUUCUAUAGUUUUCGAAAAUAAGAUAGAUCGGAAACAAAAAUAAUAAUAAUAAUAAAGAAGUUCUUCGCCUUCACUUUGGGAAUAUUCUUAUUUUGAUCAUCAUCUCUCGUUCUUUUUGUGAUACUGCUUGGCUUACUCUGAUACCUUCAAAACAACAGGACCAUAUUCAAAGAAGGACGACAGGAUACUUGUUUUUUUUUUGUUAUUCAUCUCUGAAAAAACAUUACUAUGACCUCUUCCCCUGAUUCACCUGCAUCAUCUAUCACUACCCAUAGUACACCUAAUGCUGGAACUCCAAGUUUAUCUACUAUUACAUCAAGUACUGUGUUUGUCAUCAAGGCUUUAGACAAGAUUGAAUCCGCUAAAGAAACUCGCCGCAAUAAAGCUCUGAAAGAAGCUGUACAAAAUGCUCAAAACUCUCUAAAGACGAUAGAACCUUUACAAAAUGGUGAAACUCGAUCGACGCUUAUUUUAGCUGCUUUACAAAUGGCCAUUGAUACACGUUCAGCCAAUCUUAUGACGAUUGCUCUGGACUGUCUUGGCAAAUUUAUAACAUAUAACUAUCUUGGGGACAUGGAAAACGAGGUUGCACAAACUCAAGUCAUGGAAAAAGUAGUUGAUAGUAUCUGUGAUUGUUUUAUUGGUGAAGAAACAGAUGAAAAAGUACAACUACAACUUGUUAAGGCCUUAUUAGACGCGGUUUAUUCCACAAGCAAUCCAUUACAUCAAUCUGCUUUACUAAAGGCGGUUAGAACAACGUACAACAUUUUUUUAUUAUCACGCAGCAGUGCCAAUCAGAAUGUAGCGCAAGUUACUCUUACACAAAUGGUGGAUCAUAUCUUUCGACGUGUUAAAAUUCUACCUCAUCCCAUUGCAGCAUUAACUACUGACAUUACAGCACAACAAGACGAAGAUCAACAAACACAACAACAAGAAGGAACAGCAAUCAACGAAAUGGAUAAAACCACCAACGAUACAAAUGGAACAGCGUAUCAAGAUCAAAUUGUCGUGGAAGCAAGCAUGGCUCGAAGUGAAAUGGAGAAAAAGUUACCUAAUAAGAAGGAUACAUCUGAAGAACUACUAAAUGAUACGGCAAAUGUAUUCAAGGAAGAAGAAAUUGAUGGACGAAAUACAUUGGAAAGCUCGAUGGUAGAGAAAAAUGGAUUACCAGAUACCAUACCUUCAGAACAAGAUACAGUAAAGUCAUCACCCUCUACGGAUACGACUCAUUUGAAAACAUCAACGAAAACUGGUGCUGAUUUGGACGAUGAUCAAGUCUCAGAUGGUCGAAGUUCUUUUGGCAAUGACAGAUUGGAUACUGCUGAAACUGAAACUGAAGCUGAUUUAUAUAUCAAAGAUGCUAUUCUGGUCUUCCGUGCUCUAUGCAAAUUAUCCAAGAAACCGAUCUCUUCUGAAUGGGGAAAUGAUAUGCGAUCAUACUCUAUGAGAUCCAAGCUUUUAUCACUUCAUCUCAUUUUGACCAUUCUUACCUCUCAUAUGAACGUCUUCACCUCAACAAAUGUCGUGUUUUCUUCUACGGAUACCACAACUAAUCGAAUGAAUCCUUUUAUCUUGGAGGUCAAACAAUAUCUUUGUCCAAGUUUGGGUAGAAAUGCUUUCUCAAUGGUCCCUCAAGUAUUUGACAUUACCUUGGAAAUCUUGUGGAAAGUUGUUCAGGGUUUGAAAGUCUUCUUGAAGAAAGAAGUGGAGGUGUUCUUCAAGGAAAUCUUUUUACGAAUUUUGGAAAUGCGUACGGCAACUUAUCAACAAAAAUUCUCCUUAUUGAAAGUAGUGCUUCGAAUUUGUGAAGAUCCUCAAACAUUAGUGGAUAUGUAUUUGAAUUAUGAUUGUGAUCGACAAGCCUUGGAUAAUAUUUAUGAAAGAUUGGUCAAUGUUCUAUCGAAAAUCACAACUUCGCAUUCUGGUCCAAAUGUUGGUAAAGAAAUGGAUAAUCAUGGUAAUACCAAUAACCCAUCUGGUCAUCAUGGUCUUCAUUCCAAUUCAGUGGUGAUUCCUCCUCCUCUUACAACUGCGACUGUACAAUCUAACGAAAAACAACAACAACAUCAUCAUGGUGUACUUGCGACUUCUGAUGGUGCUAUUAGAUUCAAAUCAUUGGAAUGCUUGGUGGCAGUGCUUCGAUCUCUGGUGACAUGGUACAACAACAAUACUGUCAGUGUCUCUGCUGAUGGUAAACAAGAAGAUGAUGUGACUACACCAAGGGAAAGUGAAGAUGUACGUGGAUCGACUGACCAAUUGACACUACACAGUAAUGGAUCUGUUUCUCGACUUUCUCCCACCUCCUCUUCUAAUGCCCUACCUACAGCAACAACUCCUUCUACUGGAAAUGUGACACCAAGACUGGAUGAUCCUGAACAAUUUGAAAACCUCAAACAUCGAAAACAAUUGCUUCAAGAAGGAAUAAGACAAUUCAACUGGAAACCAAAGAAGGGGAUGGCGUUAUUGGGAAAGAAUGGAUUUGUGGAUAUGAAGGAUCAUACUAGUGUGGCUCAAUUCUUAUUAUCUACUGAAGGACUCAAUAAGACAAUAAUUGGUGAAUAUCUUGGUGAAGGUGAUGACGAAAAUGUUGCUAUUAUGCAUGCCUUUGUGGAUGAAAUGGAAUUUACCAAUAUGGGAUUUACGGAUGCCCUACGACACUUUUUACAAGCAUUCCGGUUACCAGGCGAAGGUCAAAAGAUCGAUCGAUUUAUGCUCAAAUUUGCUGAACGUUAUGUUCAUGGAAAUCCUACGGUAUUUGCUAAUGCUGAAACUGCUUACGUACUAGCCUACUCGGUGGUGAUGUUGAACACAGAUGCUCACAGUCCUCGUGUCAAGCAUCGUAUGACUUUACAAGACUUUAUCAAGAACAACCGUGGUAUUGAUGAUGGUGCGGAUAUUGCUCCAGAAAUCUUGGAAGGUAUUUUCAACGAAAUUCAAUCCAAUGAAAUCAAGAUGAAAGACGAAGUAGAGGCGGCUAGCAAUGAUGCUUUGUUUACAAGUAUAGCAGGUGGUGUUGCUGGUAGUGGACCUCUUGGUAUUAUGGGUUUACAAAAUGCUUUGGUCAGUGCAGGAAUUACACGUGAUGUCCGACGAGAAGCUUUCCAAGCAGCUACUGAAGAAAUGGGUUCCAAAACAGAAGCAAUGUUCAAGAAUAUGUUGGCCAGCAAGCAACGUGCGGAUGGUGGUGAAAUGAUUACAUUUUACAGUGCUUCUCAUGUAGAACAUGUGCGACCUAUGUUUGAGGUGGCAUGGAUGGCCUUUUUAGCCGGUAUUUCUGGACCUUUACAAGAAUCAGAUGAUUUAGAAACAGUACAUUUAUGUUUGGAAGGAUUCAAGCAUGCUAUUCGUAUUAUCUGCCUUUUCCAUACCGUGCAAUCUGAAGAUAUGGAUUUACAACGAGAUGCGUUUGUCACCACUUUGACUAAAUUCACCUUUUUAUCCAAUUUGAAUGAAAUGAAACCCAAGAAUGUGGAAGCCAUCCGUACAUUAUUGGAAGUAGCAGCUGAAGAUGGAAACUAUCUUAAAGGCAGCUGGAAAGAAAUUUUGUCAACUGUUAGUCAAUUGGAACGAUUUCAACUCAUUACUAGUGGUGUUGAUCAAGUCAAUCUUCCGGAUAUCUCUACAAAGCGACCUUCCAAUGUAUCUGCUAAUAGUUCAUCUACAAGUUCUCCUCAUAAACCUUCUGUGGAUAUGGUUCGUCGUUCUUCUACCAUGGCUCGUCGGGGUACAGCACAACAUCGAUUACAAGUGGCAUUAGCUGAAGAAGUAGCAUCUGCUGGUAGUUCUCAAUCUUUGGUCUUGGCGGUGGAUCGACUCUUCACUUCCACUGUUUAUUUGAAUGGGAUUGCCAUUGUUGAUUUUGUUCGUGCAUUAUGUGAAACCUCAUGGGAAGAAAUAGUAUCAUCAGCACAUUUAGAACAUCCAAGAAUGUAUAGUUUACAAAAGUUGGUUGAAAUUUCCUAUUACAAUAUGAAUCGUAUUCGUAUGGAAUGGUCCAAUAUCUGGUUGAUCUUGGGUGAUUAUUACAACAAGGUGGGAUGUCAAUCUAAUUUUAAUGUGGCAUUCUUUGCUUUGGAUUCCUUACGACAAUUGGCCAUGAAAUUUUUGGAAAAAGAAGAAUUAUCUCACUUCAAGUUUCAAAAGGACUUUUUGAUGCCAUUCCGUGAUGUAUUAGCGAAUAAUCCUGAUGUGGCUAUUAAGGAUAUGGUAUUACGAUGUUUAUCUCAAAUGAUUUUGGCUAGAGCUCAUCAUAUCAAAUCUGGAUGGAAAACUAUGCUCUCUGUCUUUGCUAUGGGUGCUAGGGAAAGUUCAGAAUCCAUUGUCCAUAUGACAUUUGAUAUUGUCCGAAGUGUGACUCAAGAAAGAUUCCCUGAUAUUGUUGCAAAUGGUACUUUCCCUGAUUAUAUUUCAUGUUUAGUUGAAUUCUCUCGAAAUAAGAAAUUCCAAAAGAUCAGUUUACCUGCUCUCGAUAUGAUUAAAGGAACGAUUCCCAAAAUGUUAGAAAUUGCUUACAGUGACAAGACAAUUGAAAUCAAUGAUGCUCAUACAGUAGCUGGACAGACAAUUCAAUCAGGGGAUGACUUUUUGAUCAAAUUUUGGUUUGCUGUGCUUUAUGGUUUGAAGGAAGUGACAAUGCAAAGUGAUGAUGUGGAAGUACGAAAAAGAUCAUUGGCAUACCUAUUUGAAACAUUGAAGCAAUAUGGAUCAAAGUUUACUCCUGAAUUCUGGGCAACAGUCUCUAGACAAAUCAUCUUCCCUCUAUUUGAUGAUUUAAACGCUGACAGUCGACGACAACGUAAUAUUACCCCAGAGGAUCUUAGUGUUUGGCUUUCAACAACCAUGAUUGAAGCUCUUCGUAAUGUUGUGGAUCUUUAUACAUUUUAUUUUGACAAUAUGAAAAAUAUGAUGCAACAUGUAUUAGGAUUAUUGGGACUCUGUAUUACCCAAGAUAAUGAUACUCUUGCUCGUAUUGGAUGUGAAUGUUUAGAACAAUAUAUCGAAGCUAAUGUGGAAAAAUUUGAUGAAGAUUGUUGGAAUCAAGUAACAGAUAUGUUUACCAAUUUAUUCGAAAAGACAACGGCUUAUGGAUUAUUUGAUGAUACUCAAGAUUUGGUAGAAAAAGUCAAGGCAGCAUCUCCUAAAGAAAUCAAUGGUAUAGAUCAUGAUAAUGGACCAGCAGUACCUUUGACUAUUAGUCCUGAACGCCAUAGUAAAUUCCAACAAGUGAUUGUACGAUGUGUAUUACAACUGAUGCUUAUUCAAACAGUGAAUGAUCUUCUCAGCAAGGACAAUGUAUAUUGUGCUUAUCCAUCUUUACAUUUGAUGAAGUUAAUGGGCUGUUUGGAACACUCUUUCCAUUUUGCAAAGAAAUUUAAUUUGGAUACUGAAUUACGGAUGGCUUUAUGGCAAUUUGGUUUUAUGAAACAAUUACCCAACUUAUUAAAACAAGAAACAUCUAGUGGCGGUUGUUAUGUCUCUGUGUUGAUGCGAAUGUACUCCAAUCUAGAAAAUAUCUCUGAUCGUGAUGAACACCGAGAAGCUAUAGAAAAGACAUUGAUACCACUUUGUAAUGAAAUCUUUACACUUUAUAUGGAUUUGGAUCAUGAUACAAAACCCAAGAAUAUUGCUGCAUGGACUCCUGUUGUUGUUUCUAUAUUAAAUGGAUUAUCUUUAUUACAAGAUGAAGAUUUUACUCGACAUGUGCCACAGUUUUAUUUACCAGCAGUUGAACUGUUGGGGCAACACAAUCUUUUGGCUCAAGUACGAUCUGCUUUAAGAACUUUAUUGAUUCGAGUUGGCAAAACAUACAAGAUCACCUCUACAUCAUCAUGAAGGAAUAAAUCAUGAAAAUGGAUUUCCCUUUAGUUAGUUACCUAAUUAUAUAUUUUAGUCUUGUUUUACAACAAAAAAAAAAUAAAAGCUCCUAUUUUUGUGUUCU
This is a messenger RNA of Halteromyces radiatus, 5986 nucleotides long. RefSeq lists its product as uncharacterized. The record is from RefSeq and is a predicted model, not a curated record. Gene Ontology annotation, biological process: regulation of ARF protein signal transduction. Lineage: Eukaryota; Fungi; Mucoromycota; Mucoromycetes; Mucorales; Cunninghamellaceae. The coding region runs from base 277 to 5880 and encodes 1867 amino acids. Gene Ontology annotation, molecular function: guanyl-nucleotide exchange factor activity. The transcript has 17 exons.